This is a messenger RNA of Rodentolepis nana, 486 nucleotides long. The record is from the annotation of a GenBank genome assembly. Lineage: Eukaryota; Metazoa; Platyhelminthes; Cestoda; Cyclophyllidea; Hymenolepididae.
AUGCAGAGUUUGCUGGCAGUUUCGAGCCCAACUACUUCCAGCAAGAAGAAACGAAGGAGACGCAGGAAAAGUGCAAGUCGUAACGAAAGCGCUUCGGGAAUAUCUAAUCCAAGUAUUAGUGACUAUUCAGGACCAAAUGAGGAGCGUUUUAUGGUAGGUCUCAAUGAAACAGAUGAAUUCAUCCGGUCUCUUAAGAAAACCGACAAAAGUUUACGCGAUUUCGAAUUUGACUGUCAUCAGGCUGCUCAACUAUUCUUCCAUGAAUCCAAUGAAACGCGCUUCCAAAUUCGUGGUUUCCUCCUUGACUACGAAAAUGACAUCAAGUUGCUAGCACCUUACAGUCCUUUCGUAGCUAGUGCUCUUCAGAUCUUGCCAUUGAUACAUGCCGAAAUGGCGCCCACAAUGCACUCCGCAGGUAUAUACGACCACUACAAUGAAAGGAAAGAAGAUGCGGCGGACUGUGCAGAACCUUCCAAAGGAGUAUAA